This is a messenger RNA of Arctia plantaginis, 444 nucleotides long. Lineage: Eukaryota; Metazoa; Arthropoda; Insecta; Lepidoptera; Erebidae. The record is from the annotation of a GenBank genome assembly.
AUGUUCAAAUUAUUUUUUAGCAUUAUAGUUUUAUUUUUUUAUUCAUGUAACACUCAGGUAUCAAAUAUAGAGGAAUUGAAGCAAAAAUAUGUGGAGAUGAUAUUAGAAUGUUCUGGCGACUUUCCGAUAUCUGCUGUUGAUUUGGACCUCUUGAAGAACAAGAAAAUGCCUGACAACCAAGCUAUUAAGUGUCUUUUCGCUUGCGUCUAUAAAAAAGCCGGAAUGAUGAAUGACAAAGGAGAACUUUGGAUUGAAGGUGUAAAUGAAAUGACUCGCAAAUACCUAUCAAAUGAUCUUUUACGGAUGAAGAAGAGCGAAGAAUUCACAGCGGCGUGUAAAAGCGUGAACGAUGUUCCUGUUAGUGAUGGUAUAAAGGGAUGCGAAAGAGCUGCUUUGAUCUUCAAAUGUACGGUAGAAAAGGCUCCGGCGUUCGACUUCGUUUGA